AUGGAGGAAGAGGGCGAGAACGAGGUGGAGGGGUCGGACGAAGGCUCGUACGGGGGCUCGGGGGGCUCCGGCGGCUCGGGGUCGUGUGGGCGCGGCUCCAACGCCGGCAUCUGCUCCUCGUCCGUGUCGUGCACGCGCCGCAACUGCGCGCGGUCCAUGGCGUGCGGCGCGUCGCCGUCGUGGUGCCCGGCGCCCACGUGCGGCGGCUCGCGCAUCUGCGCGCUCGGCAAGAACUUGCUCAAGGCCGCACAGAAGGGGCGGACGUGCUACGUGGAGCGGCUGCUGGACGCUGGCGCCGACGCCAAUUACUCAUCCACGGGUGACUGGACAGCGCUGCAUCGCGCCGCCGCCAAGGCGCACGCGUGCGUCGUGUCACUGCUGCUGAAGCGCGGUGCCAACGUAAACGCGCGCAAUUGCUACGGCUUCACGGCGCUGCACAUUGCCGCGUACGACGACUACCGUGGCAAGUGCGUGCAGCUGCUGAUAGAGGGCGGCGCUGACCUCGGCAGCCGCAACCGCUUCGGCCGCACGCCACUGCACUACGCCGCCGAGUGCGGCAACGUGGCCGCCGUGCGCCUGCUGGUCAAGGCCGGCGCCAGCAAGUGCGCCAAGGACGACGAGGGCCGCACGCCGUGCGACGUUGCCAAGACGGUCUGCGUGCGGCGACUGCUCCGUAAAACAUUAACUUUAGAAGCAGGAAUCGGUUCGGGUGGAUGCCCGUUCUCUACUCGGCCAAAGUCACCUCACCACCGAGUUUGCCUGCCCUUGAAAGCUGGAUGCGGAAUGCAGAUGCAGAAUUGCCCUGUGGACGUGUGGCUUCGCGUUCAACGUUCUGCGAGCUAUGAGAAGACUCCAAUCCUCCGACCUCUCUGCGAUUAAUAUUCCUAACUUGGCAGCUCCUGCCGAUAAUUUUCCCAUGACCCGUGAUCAAAAUAUCUUUUGACGCGCUCACGAUACCUUAACGAACAACUAAUUACAAUUUCUCGCUGGUAACUUAAGUUAGUCCGGAAUUUGUUAUUUUAUGCACAAAACUGACAUGUAACUCAGCAAAUAAAUACAAAAUUGCAAUGUGAAUUAAAGGAGUUUCAUUACUAUUAAUAUUUAAUUCUAAAGUUCAUAUUACAGUUACCGACAUUAAUAAAUUGUAGGCUAUAAAACCAUAAUAAUAAAUGAACUUACAUACUGAAAAAUCAUUCAAAGUUCGAAAGAACAUUAGAAAAGAAUAUUCCAUUAUUUAAAACGAGUGAGAAUAGAGAGCAAAAUCUCCAGAUUUAAAAACUUACAUCUUGAUUUUUUGUUUUAAGUAUUUUAAAUUUUACAAAAUUGAAAGGAAAUUUGAAAAAUGAUUGCGAGAGAGGGCUACAACAAACCACCUACAACAUCGAAGGUAACAUUGUGCGAGUUUCCCG
This is a messenger RNA of Gryllus bimaculatus (two-spotted cricket), 1409 nucleotides long. NCBI's taxonomy places the organism in Eukaryota, Metazoa, Arthropoda, Insecta, Orthoptera, Gryllidae. The record is from the annotation of a GenBank genome assembly.